GCUACUCCUACUCCCUAUGAAUUAACACCUUGGUCGUGCAACUUCAGUGUGUCUGUGUGCUUAAAUAGCCGGUUAAGCUACGCUAAAAUUUAAAAAAUAUAUAACAACUGUAACAAGAUGGCAAUGAUUCUGGCAUACUGGGAUAUCAGAGGGCUCGCUCAGCCAAUCCGCCUGCUGUUGGAGUACACGGAGACGAAAUAUGAGGAUAAACUCUACGCUUGCGGGGAAGCUCCCAAUUAUGACAAAAGUUGUUGGUUUGACGAGAAGUCCAAACUUGGGAUGGAUUUCCCCAAUUUGCCUUAUCUUGUGGACGGAGACAGGAAAAUAGUCCAAAGCAAUGCCAUCAUGAGAUACAUUGCUCGAAAGCAUAACCUUUGUGGGGAGACGGAGGAUGAGAAGGUUCGGGUGGACAUCCUUGAAAAUCAAGCAAUGGACUUCCGUAAUGGCUUUGUCAUGCUCUGCUAUACAGAAUAUGAUAAAAUGAAGCCUGGAUACUUGAAAAAACUCCCUGACACCCUGAAGCUAUUCUCUGAUUUUUUGGGAGACAGGAAAUGGUUUGCUGGAGAUAAGAUUACCUUUGUGGACUUUCUCAUGUAUGAGCUUUUGGAUCAACACCGUAUGUUUGAGCCCAAAAGCCUGGAUGAGUUCAAGAACCUUAAGGAGUUUCUGGACCAUUUUGAGGGGCUUGAAAAGAUAGCAGCCUACAUGAAAUCAAGCAGGUUCAUCAAGACUCCAGUGAACAAUAAAAUGGCGAAGUGGGGCAACAACAAAGAGUGAAACUACUUUGACAAACAUGUCUUGUGAAGACAUCCCUGUAGUGGAAGCUCAUAGGUGGUACAAAAAACAUUUCCAUAGUAUUCAUGUAGCAUAGAAUUUUAUUUUUAUUUUCUACGGACAUGUUUUGUCCAUACAGUGCUGUUUUAAGUUCCAGUGUUUUACGGGGUCUUCAGAAGACGAGUAGUGUUUUGUAAUUUGUUGUCCAGGUCUAAGGCCAAUUUAUGUUCUGCUUCAAAGAAUAAGAAUGAGCACUUAAUUUUGUCAUGUUUAUAUUCUGAAAUUUGUAUUGUGAAACAAUAACUGCAAGAGCAAUCCUUUGACUUAAUAAAAGUGGACGUCUUUUCA
Alosa alosa (allis shad) is the source of this 1122-nucleotide messenger RNA. Its product is annotated as glutathione S-transferase Mu 1-like. The transcript is spliced from 8 exons. Bases 118 to 777 code for a protein of 219 amino acids. NCBI's taxonomy places the organism in Eukaryota, Metazoa, Chordata, Actinopteri, Clupeiformes, Clupeidae. Gene Ontology annotation, biological process: glutathione metabolic process. Gene Ontology annotation, molecular function: glutathione transferase activity. The record is from RefSeq and is a predicted model, not a curated record.